AAUUAUUCAUUUUCUUAGAACUCGAAUCGGUAAAAAACGGAAACCACACCGCGGCGGGACCAGUAAAAUUGCCUGGAAGCUAUGAAUAAGCUUGCGUUUCACUUUUGAAGUUGGAAGAAUGGUCCCACGGUCGACCGACGAUCAAAUCAGGGGGGAAAUUCUGUGAGCAAAAGAAUAUCGUUGAGUUGUGUAUGAAGGAGUAGAGGAAGCAGAAGAUAAGUUUAUGGAUCGAGUAAAGGAUUAGCAGUAACGAUACGCAUGCGGUUUACCGAUUUGGGUUACAGAGAGGGACAUGGGGAAGGGAAAAUUCUCGCUACGGAGGAAGAAGAAGGGGGUGACGGGGACGCCACAGAGGCCGCCUCGUGCAACAGAUCACUCAUCUGGAAACGGGAGCGGGAAUUUGAUUGCGCCGAAUGUAGGGCCGAGCAAGACGGCGAAGAAGAAGGCAGGUGGCUCCAGGCUGUGGAUGAGAUUUGAUCGGAUGGGGCAAUCGGAACUGAUGGAGUGCGACAAGAGUUCAAUCAUCAAGCGCGCCUCCGUUCCUACUAGGGACUUGAGGAUCCUUGGCCCAAUAUUCUCUCAAUCCUCCAGCAUCCUCGAUAGCAUAACUGAAUAGCAGCAGACCUGUUCUCUUAUUGCAAGUGCCCGUACAUUGAAAUCAAAGACAUCUAAGCCUACGGUGGGGGGAGCUUUCAAUGUUCAAUCAGGACCUCCAAGAAAACAUCAAUAACUGCAGCUAGGGAGAAGGCUAUGAUUAUUAACUUGGAGUUUGUAAGAGGAAUAGUUACUGCCGAAGAGCUGUUGUUGCUCGAUCCUCUACGUCAAGAGGUUCUUCCUUUUAUUGAUCAGCUGAGACACCAAUUGCCUCAGAAGAGUUCUUCAAAGAAUACAAAUGGAACAAAUGAUGUACAAGAGGAUGACUUGCAAUUUCCAGGUGCUGGAAAAUGGCUACAAGAAACUAUUGAAGGAGGCCUGCAUGCUGAACAACUUCCAUUUGAGUUCCAGGUGCUGGAGGUUGCAUUAGAAGUUGUGUGUAUGUAUCUCGAUUCUAAUGUGGCGGAACUUGAGAGAGAUGCUUAUCCUGUUCUUGAUGAACUUGCCAUGAGUGUUAGCACAAGGAACCUUGAACAUGUUAGGAGCUUAAAAAGCAACCUUACGCGUUUGCUAGCACGUGUACAAAAGGUCAGAGAUGAGAUUGAGCACCUUUUGGAUGAUAAUGAAGACAUGGCCCAGUUGUACUUAAGUAGGAAAUCGAUUCAGAAUCAACAAUCUGAAGCAAUGCUAUUGGGAACUGCCACUACAGGUUCAAAUGCCAUUACUCCCAUGGUGCCGAAUUUCAGAAGGUUAGGUUCCACCAGGAGUGGAAGCUUAGUGAGCAACUGCUUAGAUGAUGACGUGGAAGAUCUUGAAAUGUUGCUGGAGGCUUACUUCAUGCAGUUGGAAGGCACCCGUAAUAAGAUAUUAUCUGUGCGCGAAUACAUAGAUGACACAGAGGAUUAUGUCAACAUCCAAUUAGACAAUCAGCGGAAUGAACUGAUUCAACUGCAGCUGAUAUUGACCAUUGCAUCCUUUGCCAUAGCCGUGGAGACCCUUGUAGCGGGUUGGUUUGGCAUGAACAUCCCUUGUACCCUAUACAACAUACAAGGGGUAUUUUGGCCAUUCGUUGCUGGUAUCACAACUGCUUGUAUCAUUCUCUUCUUCAUCGUCCUAGGCUAUGCCAGAUGGAAAAAGCUGCUUGGAUCAUAAAUUUGGUUCCUUCAUUGAUCUCUCAUUUCUUUUUCUUUUUUUCUUUUAUGUGUUUGUAUUAUAUACUUAGUAUGAAAUAAUGACAUAAGUAAUACAAUCAGCUUUUAAAUGGACAAUUGUAGGACCAUUUUUAUUUGGGACAAAGAACUAUCUGAAAAUGAUAGCCAAUAUCUACAAUGUCCCAACUUGUCAUCGUGAACCCUAAAUCACAUACGCAUCCAAAGUUCCAUUUCCUUCUUUGGCUAGCCGCACUGGGAAUUCAAGUGGAGACUCCAGCGCCAGGCGACGAGAACGAUGAGUGAAGGCGGAAGGGACUUAAUCGGCCAAGAUUCCAUCGGCGAUGAAGUUUCCUUCAUUCUCAAUGCUUGGUUGUGGAUGAACAAUUGCUCUCUGAAGCAGCAACACCGAACCCUUUUUCGCUAAAUCUGAUCAGAGGAUCGUCGUCUUCGAUGGAGCCCCGCCAUUGUAGGAGCACACGGUAGAUGUUGGGUCGAGAGCAGGCAUCAGUGACGGGGGUUUGGGUAUGGUGGUCACAGGUAGUGGUGGACGGAGGUCUUGGUCGGAUGCGAUGGCGGUUGGCAGUGGAGAGAGGUGGGUCACCGGAGGUACGUGGUGGUUGGCAGUGGUGGCGGGGGUGGUUGAUGGUGGUACUCACUAUAAGAUCAGAUAAUCGUAAAUGGGUGGAUUACGUAAUUGUAAGUCUGUAAUUGGUUGGAUUAGGUAAUGUAAUUUAUCGGGUUGAGUAACUGUAACUGGUCGGAUCACGCAAGUAUAACUGGUCGAAAUGGGAAAAUGUAACUAGUCGGACGGGUAACUGUAAGUGGGCAGAUUGAGUAAGGAGCACAAAAGAGUCACACAAGUCUUUUUUUUUUGAAAUAUUUAAAAUUAGAUUGAUUUCUGUCCAUGAAUUUCAGUUUAGGCUAAACGGUUAAAUAGGCCAUCGUACA
Molecule: messenger RNA, 2693 nt
Organism: Cuscuta epithymum
Lineage: Eukaryota; Viridiplantae; Streptophyta; Magnoliopsida; Solanales; Convolvulaceae
Source: the annotation of a GenBank genome assembly